Molecule: messenger RNA, 1848 nt
Organism: Synchytrium microbalum
Lineage: Eukaryota; Fungi; Chytridiomycota; Chytridiomycetes; Synchytriales; Synchytriaceae
Exons: 11
Coding region: 1-1848 (615 amino acids)
Biological process (GO): ubiquitin-dependent protein catabolic process
Cellular component (GO): nucleus
Molecular function (GO): ubiquitin protein ligase binding; ubiquitin binding
Source: RefSeq, a predicted model, not a curated record
AUGGCAGUCAUCAUUAUUCGUAUUCGAUCAAAGGACGGACAAGCUCGAGUUGAAUUGGACUCUAAUGCUGAUGGAAGAACACUACGGAAAAAGAUACUUCAAGUCUUGCAGUUAGACGACUCGACUCAAUUGGCUGCUGCACUAGAUCCACAAGGUGCAAAGCUAGUGGAUUUACAAUCUAAUUCGAAUGUCGCUUCGUUAGGUUUGGGGAAUGGAACAAUGCUAUACGUGGAAUACGUAAAAAGUAGCACAACCAAUGGUCAUACUUCGACUGCAGGAGGUGCUACUGGUGCUGAAUCCGUGGUUGCAGCCGCCGUCAUUCAAGAUCCUAUAGAUAAUGAAAUGGAAAAACAACCAGGAACGAUUCCAAGGCCCAAAGAUCCACUGUACUGCAAACAUGGUGAUCGAGCCAUGUGUGACUACUGCUCUCCACUCGAGCCAUACGAUGCAAAGUAUCUCGAAAAGAAUAAAAUCAAACACAUGUCCUUCCAUGCAUAUCUCCGUCAGGUCACUAAUCAAAACAACACCGCUCCUAUAACAUCUCCCAAAUUCAUACCGCCUCUCGAAGAACAAAGCUUCAAAGUUAGGAAUCCUUGUCCCAGUCAAACACAUGGUCCAUAUCCUGCUGGAAUUUGCACAAAGUGUCAGCCAUCUGCAGUGUCACUCAAUCCUCAGCCCUUUAGGAUGGUAGAUUUUCUAGAGUUUGAAACACCAGGAUUGAUUGAUUCAUUUUUAUCAUAUUGGAGAAAGACGGGUGUACAACGAUUUGGUUAUCUAUACGGAAGAUAUGAACCCUACACCGAAGUCCCUUUGGGCGUCAAGGCUGUAGUUUCUGCUAUAUAUGAACCACCACAAGUCGGAGAACCUCAUGGAUUACAGCUGACUUUACCAGAUGCUCGUGAAGAGCAGGUUGAUCAGAUUGCUGCCUUAUUGGGCCUGCGGAAGGUUGGAAUGAUAUAUACGGAUUUGUUGGAUGAUGGAACAGGAGAAGGAACAGUAGUUUGUCGACGACAUGGCUCAUCCUACUUCUUAUCAUCCGCCGAAUGUAUAUUUGCUGCACAACUCCAGCUCAAGCAUCAAACUCCUUCAAAGUAUUCCGCAAGUGGCCACUUUGGUAGUCGUUUCGUCACCUGUGUCUUGUCCGGAAAUGAGGAUGGUGGUAUUGAUUUUCAAGCAUACCAAGUCUCAAACAUGGCCAUGGCGAUGACUCGUGAUGAAAUCAUUGAAGCAUCUGUGGAUCCAACAAAAGUCCGAGUUCGCGAAUCAACACCAGAGCUUUAUGUCCCAGAAGUAUUCUACAAGUAUAAGAAUGAAUAUGGUAUUAUGGUACAAGAAGCUGCCAAACCUACCUUCCCCGUCGAGUAUCUUCUUGUGACGGUAUCCCAUGGAUUCCCCAUCAACCCUGUGCCAACGUUCACAGCUCCAGCACCGUUCAUUAUAGAGAAUCGUGAUGCUCUCGAAGCACAGCAUCAAGAUCUAGGAGCUGCUCGACAACACUUGGAAAAGGGACCAUUGGUCUCGACGUUGUCUGACUUCCAUCUCAUUGUAUAUCUUUACUCGUUGUCCAUUCUGGAUGAGAUUCCAUUCAGACUUGCUUGCAAUAUAGCCAGAACGCACUCGGAAACAGAUGCACAAACUUUGAUACACACAGGUGCUUGGCAAACUCUGACAAUGAUACUACAGGAAGCUCCAAUUAGUUCAGGACCAAGUGGUUUUGGGAUGAGUGGUGGGUCAUCGUCAUCAGCAGCUGGUGCUAGUGAUGGACCAACAUGGAGCUGUCCACAUUGUACUUUUGCCAACCCAGCACGAAAUCAUGACUGUGGGAUGUGUGGAUUGCCGAAAUCGUAA